AGGGGGCGGGGCGCGCGUCGCGGCGGGUGGCAGCUGGCGGGCCAACGGCUCGAUGGAGCGCUACGCCAGCGCACUGGAGGAGUCAGCGGAUGGCACCCGACAGCAAGAGCGGCACUACCAGCUGCUGUCUGCGCUGCAGAGCCUGGUGAAGGAACUUCCCAGUUCCUUUCAGCAGCGCCUGUCCUACACCACACUCAGUGACCUGGCGCUGGCGCUUCUCGACGGCACUGUGUUCGAGAUUGUUCAGGGACUGCUGGAGAUCCAGCACCUCACCGAGAAGAGCCUGUACAACCAGCGCCUGCGGCUGCAGAACGAGCACCGAGUGCUCAGGCAGGCUCUGCGGCAGAAGCACCUGGAGGCCCAGCAGGCCUGCCGGCCCCACAACCUGCCAGUGCUCCAGGCUGCUCAGCAACGCGAGCUGGAGGCAGUGGAACAUCGGAUCCGGGAGGAACAGCAGGCAAUGGACCGGAAGAUCGUCCUGGAGCUGGACCGGAAGGUGGCUGACCAGCAGAGCACACUCGAGAAGGCAGGAGUAGCUGGCUUCUAUGUGACCACCAACCCACAGGAGCUGACGUUACAGAUGAACCUGCUGGAACUCAUCCGGAAGCUGCAGCAGAGAGGCUGCCAGUCUGGGAAGACAAUCCUAUGACCAGGUGGGAUUGCUGCUGGCCACCUCUGCCCAGCCUGGCUGUGAAUGCAGUUGUAUCCACUGUUACCAGAAAGCUGGACAGUUUGUUUUCCUGAUAUUUGGCCACUGACUCAGCUGCCAGCAGGCAUUAACCUUCUGCAGAGAGGCUGGGUGGCCCUGACUCCAACUGUCACCCACCUCUGUCUGGAGUUUUUUGGUCCAAGCACUGACAUGGUGUCAUGAAAAGGGAGGCGCAGCCCACAAGCUAUCUGCCCCAGGAUCAGGUGGAGAUGGGACUGUUAGUUCUCGCACCUUCCCACUAGGUGGGCACAUCUCCACCUCUCUAGAUCUCUGGCUUUGUCCUCACUUUUGUCUUGCCCCCUCCCUCAGCAGCUGCUCCUGCCCCCCAACAGAAGGGGCUGUGAGGCCCAGGCCAUGUGACUCAGAGAAAUAAAAAUACACAUGGCUUACA
Messenger RNA from Chinchilla lanigera (long-tailed chinchilla), 1100 nucleotides. It is a transcript of the gene Dgcr6l, whose product is annotated as DiGeorge syndrome critical region gene 6-like. The transcript is spliced from 5 exons. The record is from RefSeq and is a predicted model, not a curated record. Lineage: Eukaryota; Metazoa; Chordata; Mammalia; Rodentia; Chinchillidae. The coding region runs from base 53 to 649 and encodes 198 amino acids.